This is a messenger RNA of Serinus canaria (Common canary), 766 nucleotides long. RefSeq names its product feather keratin Cos2-2-like. The transcript is spliced from 2 exons. Lineage: Eukaryota; Metazoa; Chordata; Aves; Passeriformes; Fringillidae. Bases 120 to 449 code for a protein of 109 amino acids. Gene Ontology annotation, molecular function: structural constituent of cytoskeleton. The record is from RefSeq and is a predicted model, not a curated record. Gene Ontology annotation, cellular component: intermediate filament.
AACUGUGGGCCCUGAGGCACUGUGGGGCAAGGAUAAAAGGCAGCCAAUCUGGUGGCUCUCUCAACCACUUCUGUCACCUCCUUCUCCUUGGGAACCAGGUGCAGCGCCAGGCUCCAGACAUGUCCUGCUCUGAGAAGUGCCAGCAGUGCCAGCCCUGCGAUCCUUGCUGCCAGUCCUGCGGCCCCUGCCCGCUGGCCAGCAGCUGCAAUGAGUGCUGUGUCAGGCAGUGCCAGAGCUCCCACGUUGUCAUUGAGCCGCCUGCUGUGCUGGUGACCCUGCCUGGCCCCAUCCUCAGCUCCUUCCCACAGAACACCGCCGUGGGAUCCUCCACCUCUGCUGCUGUUGGCAGCAUCCUCAGCUCUCAGGGAGUGCCCAUCAGCUCUGGAGGCUUUGACAUCUCCUGCAUCACCAACUGCUGUGCUGGCAGCAGAUGCUGUCGUCCCUGCUAAAGAUGCUGCUGACAAUGUCCUCGGGCAAGAACCUCCAAGACCUCAGAUCAUGGUGAUGGAAUGAAAAUCGGCUUUGGAACAACGGAUUUAAGGCUUUGGACUUUUUUCUCCUUCUUCUCCUCCUCCUCUUUUUUUUCUCUUCCCUUCUUGUGCUGUCACCAACACUCAAUGCCAGCCUAGUGGGACCUGUUGGCCUCCUUCCCUCAGCAGCCAGAGCAUCAGGCAUGCCGCUGCACCUUACUUGCUUCCCUCAGGUGCCUUCUCUGAGCCCUCUCCUUCUCUUCCUUUGACUCAAUAAAGUUCCUUUUGCAUUCAAA